AUGGUGUCUAUUAUAAGGUUAAAAAGCUUAUUUGCAGUACUCUUCUUGAUCACAGUAAGGCUCUCCAUUGUAUAUCCUCAACAAGAUGGAAAUGCAAGUAGAGAAGACAAUGCUAUUUCGACUGGAACGCUUCUAAGAGGUAGAAAAAUGGUGAUCAAUAAUGUGAUGAAGCUAGAGAAGGUGGAAGAAAAUGCCGCGACUUCAAAGAUCUCAAGUGAAAAACAAAGGGUUCAAGAGGUGGUGGAUUUGAAUGGAAGAGGUGAGCAGAGUGUUAGAAGUCUACUUUCUAAAGAGGUAGAGGAUGUUGCAGCUGGUUUUGUAGCUUUCAGUGCAGAUUACCAUACACCAGAACACCACCCUCCUAAAAAUAACUGA
This is a messenger RNA of Cornus florida, 375 nucleotides long. RefSeq names its product protein GOLVEN 7. Gene Ontology annotation, molecular function: growth factor activity. Gene Ontology annotation, biological process: positive regulation of gene expression; regulation of root meristem growth; positive regulation of cell population proliferation. The coding region runs from base 1 to 375 and encodes 124 amino acids. Lineage: Eukaryota; Viridiplantae; Streptophyta; Magnoliopsida; Cornales; Cornaceae. The record is from RefSeq and is a predicted model, not a curated record. The transcript has 3 exons.